Molecule: messenger RNA, 1047 nt
Organism: Rhagoletis zephyria (snowberry fruit fly)
Lineage: Eukaryota; Metazoa; Arthropoda; Insecta; Diptera; Tephritidae
Molecular function (GO): catalytic activity
Source: RefSeq, a predicted model, not a curated record
AUGGCAAACCCCCCAAGCGAUAGGCCUAGGCACAUCAAGUGCCUGCAAGUGAACCUCCAUCAUGCAAAGGCGGCCUCUGACGUCUUAAGCAGGAGGUUCAAAACAGAACUCUUGGAUGUCGCAUUCAUCCAAAAACCGUGGGUUUUCGCCGGGGCUAUUAAAGGCCUAAACGACUGUGAUGAGUUGACACAACAGGACUUAGCUGCUGUAUGGACUAAAGUGCCCACUCAAAUGGGAGAACAAGAGGUCGUUCUCGCUUCAGCUUACCUCCCAGGCGACAGCUGUGAGAUGCCCACAAGGGAAGUAAUAGCCCUAGAGGAGUACUGCAGAAGGAGAAAGCUGAAACUAAUAAUGAGCUGCGACGCCAAUGCCCAUCACUGUGUUUGGGGCAGCUCGGACACCAAUUCUAGAGGUGAGUCAUUUCUUGAAUUUAUCACUAAGAACAACUUAUUUAUUCUUAACCGGGGUAAUGAGCCGACCUUUGUCAAUGCUAUAAGAGGGGAGGUUCUAGACUUGACAAUUUCCUCAACUAGCUUGUCGACCUUUAUCUCAAACUGGCAUGUCUCAAAUGAGGUAUCUAUGUCGGACCACCGGCAUAUUCGAUUCGAUAUAGAAGCCCAAAGAGUAACAAACCAUGUUUACAGAAAUCCCAGAAAAACAAACUGGGAACUCUUUCGCCUCCACAUAGAGCGGGAAGUGAAUGGUUCUACCGCACCAAUUUCAUCCGUCUAUGAACUUGAGGACGAGGCAAUAUAUACGCACGACGACGUUGAAAAAUGGAAUUCAGUGGAGGGCAAUGAGACAAUUUGUAAUGACGAUGUCGAAACGAUUGUCUCAUCUGAAGAUAAUAUUGAUGACGUAUACAAUCAGGCAGUCGGGAAUCAAAUAACAGCUGCUGAAGCUAUCAAAGCUUUUGACAAAUGCAUUGAAUGGGCUGAAGCAUUUUCAAGCAUUUUGGCAUUGCAGAGCCUUCGAGACAAAGCAGUACAAAAAUCGCUGACUGAACGCAAAAAACAGACGGUUAUAUUAACUUUCUUUCAUUCUUAA